CGGUGCCCAACGCCACGUCUCCCUUCUCUGUCCCCUCGCCUGCCCAAUUCCGGAAUUCCCCAUUCCUCUCGCCUCCUCCUCCCCCUGCAACUCCAAGCAACGGCGGCGCGAGCCCUCGAAACCCAGAAGCGCCAAGGCAAACGGAACGCCCAAUUCAAUUCCCCGGAGCACUGAACCUCCACCCACCCGCUCGCUCGAAUCGCGCGCGAUCCCCCUACUAACCCUAGCCGCCACCUCAUCAUGGUAGCGCCGCGGGUGUGAGGGGCCGUAGAUCGCGCGGGAGAUGGAGGGCGGUAUCGCAGCGGCUGCUGCCGCUGCUGCGGCGGCGGCAGCGGUGACCACGGCGGUUGCCCCGCCUGUGGCUCCGGCUCCGGCUGCGGCGGCGCACGCGGCGGUGGGAAACGGCGGGGCGGCAGCCGCUCCGCCGCCGCCGUUCCUGAUGAAAACUUACGAGAUGGUGGACGACCCGGCCACGGACGAUGUCGUGUCCUGGGGGGCCGGGAACAACAGCUUCGUCGUCUGGAACACGCCCGAGUUCGCAAGGGACCUCCUCCCCAAGUACUUCAAGCACAGCAACUUCUCCUCCUUCGUCAGGCAGCUCAACACCUACGGCUUUAGAAAGGUUGAUCCAGAUAGAUGGGAAUUUGCAAAUGAGGGUUUUUUGAGAGGACAAAAACAUCUGCUGAAGACCAUCAACAGAAGGAAACCAUCGUUGCAGGGGAACAACCAACCGCAGCAGCCCCAAUUGCAGAACACUCCUUUGCCUGCUUGUGUGGAGGUGGGUAAGUUUGGGUUGGAGGAGGAGAUUGAACGGCUCAAAAGGGACAAGAAUGUUCUAAUGCAAGAGCUUGUCAGGCUCAGACAGCAACAGCAGACAACUGACCAUCAGCUGCAGACUUUGGGCAAGCGUCUUCAAGGGAUGGAAUCACGGCAGCAACAAAUGAUGUCUUUCCUGGCUAAAGCCAUGCAAAGUCCUGGUUUCCUAGCACAGUUUGUCCAGCAAAACGAGAAUAGCAGAAGAAGAACAGUAGCCGUGAACAAAAAAAGGAGGCUACCUAAGCAAGAUGGUGGCCUAGACUCUGAAAGUGCUUCGUUGGAUGGUCAAAUUAUCAAAUAUCAGCCUAUGAUCAACGAAGCAGCCAAGGCAAUGCUAAGGAAGAUCCUAAAGCUAGAUGCUUCACAUAGAUUUGAAUCUGUGGGCAAUUCAGAUAAUUUUCUACUGGAAAAUUAUUUGCCAACUGCUCAAGGAUUUGACAGCUCUUCAUCGACGAGGAAUUCUGGGGUCACCCUUGCAGAGGUUCCAGCUAACCCAGGUUUGCCAUUUAUCGCUACGAGUUCUGGACUAUCAGCUAUUUGUUCACCUUCGACGACUCCCGAAAUCCAGGGCCCAGUUAUGUUGGACAACAACUCAUCAAGACAACUUCCCGACAUGAGUGCUGUGCCUCCUGUUCCAAAGCCUAUGACAGCAGGUCCAAGUGAUAUCACUAUUCCGGAAUUCCCAGAUCUGCAAGAUAUAGUAACUGAACACUCUGUUAACAUUCCUGGAGGGAGCUUUGGAAUGCCUUGUCCUGAGGGUGUAUUUCCCCUGCCUGAAGAGGGUGAUGACAGUGUCCCCAUCGAGACUGAUGAAAUUUUGUACAAUGAUGAGACUCAGAAACUUCCAGGCAUCAUUGAUUCCUUCUGGGAGCAGUUCCUGGUAGCUAGCCCAAUAUCUGUUGAUAACGAUGAAGUUGAUUCAGGUGUAAUGGAAACACCACAUGAGAAUGGAUGGAACAAAGUGGAGAACUUGGCAAAUCUUACGGAGCAAAUGGGCCUUCUGUCAUCUAAUCACAGGGUGUGAAAUGUAAUGGUGCACCUCCAUAGCUAUCCUAUGUUAAGAUGUUAAGCUAGCCUGGGAUUCUGGUAAUAAGCUCCCACAGCAUCGCCUACCCUUUAAUUUAUGAUAAGAUACCAACUUUGCCGGAAUCAUACUAAAAUGUGAACCUAUACAUGGGAGGAUUCAAUCUUCCACCUAUGCAUCCAUCUUGGUAUGCUCCGGCGCUUUACCUGCUUGUAUCUAGGUUUGGCAGGCUUAAGAACAGAACACGGUGGUAACUUGUCAAAUCUGUAUGAAUACUACUGUAGUAGUUGCUGAUA
Messenger RNA from Phragmites australis (common reed), 2136 nucleotides. Its product is annotated as heat stress transcription factor A-1-like. Bases 284 to 1840 code for a protein of 518 amino acids. The transcript has 2 exons. Gene Ontology annotation, cellular component: nucleus. The record is from RefSeq and is a predicted model, not a curated record. Lineage: Eukaryota; Viridiplantae; Streptophyta; Magnoliopsida; Poales; Poaceae. Gene Ontology annotation, molecular function: RNA polymerase II cis-regulatory region sequence-specific DNA binding; DNA-binding transcription factor activity. Gene Ontology annotation, biological process: regulation of transcription by RNA polymerase II.